AGCGCCCGCGAGCCCAUUCAUCUGUGCACUUGGGCGUUGGACCCCGCAUCUUAUUAGCAACCAGGGAGAUUUCUCCAUUUUCCUCUUGUCUACAGUGCGGCUACAAAUCUGGGAUUUUUUUAUUACUUUUUUUUUUUUUGGAAAAAAAACUACGCUUGGGCUCCUUUUUUUGUGCUCGACUUUUCCACCUUUUUCCCUCCCUCCUGCGCUGCUGCUUUUUGAUCUCUUCGACUAAAAUUUUUUCAUCCGGAGUGUAUUUAAUCGGUUCUCCUCUGUCCUCUUCACCGCCCCCACCCCCCUCCCUCCGGUGUGUGUGUGCCGCUGCCGCCGCCGCUGCUGUUGCCGCCGCCGCUGCUGCUCGCCCCGUCGCUACACCAACCCGAGGCCCUUUGUUUCUCCUCUUGGAUCUGUUGAGUUUCUUUGUUGAAGAAGCCAGCAUGGGUGCCCAGUUCUCCAAGACCGCAGCGAAGGGAGACGCCGCCGCGGAGAGGCCCGGGGAGGCGGGGGUGGCCUCGUCGCCUUCCAAAGCGAAUGGGCAGGAGAACGGCCACGUGAAGGUCAAUGGCGACGCUUCGCCCGCGGCCGCCGAAUCUGGCGCCAAGGAGGAGCUGCAGGCCAACGGCAGCGCGCCGGCCGCCGACAAGGAGGAGCCCGCGGCCGCCGGCAGCGGGGCCGCGUCCCCCGCCGCGGCCGAGAAGGAUGAGCAGGCCGCCGCCGCCACCCCCGAGGCCGGGGCCAGCCCCGCGGAGAAGGAGCCCCCCGCGGAGGGCGAGGCCGCCGAGCCCGGCUCGCCCACGGCCGCGGAAGGCGAGGCCGCGUCGGCGGCCUCCUCGACGUCGUCGCCCAAGGCCGAGGACGGCGCCACGCCCUCGCCCAGCAACGAGACCCCGAAAAAAAAAAAGAAGCGCUUUUCCUUCAAGAAGUCUUUCAAGCUGAGCGGCUUCUCCUUCAAGAAGAACAAGAAGGAGGCGGGAGAGGGCGGUGAGGCGGAGGGCGCAGCCGGCGCCUCCGCGGAGGGCAGCAAGGACGAGGCCGCCGGGGGAGCGGCCGCGGCCGCCGCCGACGCGAGCUCGGCCUCCGGGGAGCAGGCGGCGGCGCCAGGCGAGGAGGCGGCCGCCGGCGAGGAGGGGGCGGCAGGUGGCGAGCCGCAGGAGGCCAAGCAUGAGGAGGCCGCCAUCGCGCCCGAGAAGCCGUCCUCCAGCGAGGAGCCCAAGGCCGCGGAGGAGCCCAGCAAGGCCGAAGAGAAGGCCGAGGAGGCCGCCGCCUGCGAGGCGCCCUCAGCCGCCGGGCCCGGCGCGCCCCCGGAGCAGGAGGCGGCCCCGGCCGAGGAGCCCGCGGCCGCCUCCGCCUCGUCAGCCUGCGCAGCCCCCUCACAGGAGGCCCAGCCCGAGUCCAGUCCAGAAGCUCCCCCAGCGGAGGCCGCAGAGUAAAAGGGCGAGAGUUUUUGAGAUAAUCGAAGAACUUUUCUCCCUCCCCCCCAGUUUGUUUGUUGGAGUGGUGCCAGGUACUGGUUUUGGAGAACUUGUCUACAACCAGGGAUUGAUUUUAAAGAUGUCUCUCUCUCUCUCUCUUUUUUUUUUUAAUUUUACUUUUUUUUUUUUAAGCAGCAAAUUUUGUUUCCAUUCUCCCCUCCCCACAGAUCCCAUCUCAGAUCAUUCUGUUACCACCAUUCCAACUGGCCGAGGAGAGCUUAAACACCUUCCUCUGCCUUGUUUUUUUCUCUCUCUCUAUUUUUUUGCAUCAGUAUUAAUUUUUUUGCAUACUUUGCAUCUUUACUCAAAAAUGUAAACUUUCUUUGUCAUUCUAUGGACAUGCCCAUAUAUGAAGGAGAUGGGUGGGUCAAAAAGGGAUAGCAAAUGAAGUGAUAAGGGCCACAAUGGGGAAAUCAUAGUGGUGCAUAGCAUUGCCAAGAUAAUGUGCCACUAGAAAUGAUGGUGUAAAGGCUUAGUCGUUUGGGUUUUGUUUUGUUUUGUUUUGUUUUUUUAAAGAAAAGUUAUUACGAUGUAUUUUGUGAGGCAGGUUUACAACACUACAAGUCUUGACUAAGAAGGAAAGGAAAAAAAAAAACACCAAUACCCAGAUUUAAAAAAAAAAAAGAUCAUAGUCUUAGGAGUUCAUUUAAACCAUAGGAACUUUUCACUUAUCUCAUGUUAGCUGUACCAGUCAGUGAUUAAGUAGAACUACAAGUUGUAUAGGCUUUAUUGUUUAUUGCUGGUUUAUGACCUUAAUAAAGUGUAAUUAUGUAUUACCAGCAGGGUGUUUUUAACUGUGACUAUUGUAUAAAAACAAAUCUUGAUAUCCAGAAGCACAUGAAGUUUGCAACUUUCCACCCUGCCCAUUUUUGUAAAACUUAAGUCAUCUUGGACCUUUUAAACACAAAUUUUAAACUCAACAAAGCUGUGAUAAGUGGAAUGGUUACUGUUUAUACUGUGGUAUGUUUUUCAUUACAGCAGGCAAUGCUUUCUUUUCCAGUCGUCUUUGAGAAUAAAGGAGAAAAAAAAAUCUUCAGAUGCAAUGGUUUUGUGUAGCAUCUUGUCUAUCAUGUUUUGUAAAUACUGGAGAAGCUUUGACCAAUUUGACUUAGAGAUGGAAUGUAACUUUGCUUACAAAAAUUGCUAUUAAACUCCUGCUUAAGGUGUUCUAAUUUUCUGUGAGCACACUAAAAGCGAAAAAUAAAUGUGAAUAAAAUGUACAAAUUUGUUGUGUUUCUUUACGUUCUGAUAAUACUGAGACUUCUAGGUCUUAGGUUAAUUUUUAGAAAGAUCUUGCAUGCCAUCGAGGAUAAAUUUGGUUAUUUUAAAUCUGAAGUUUUUAUGCUCUGAAAUUUAAAAUCAGCAGUGUCAAAUUACAUAUAGGAAGAUCUUAGAACAUUCCAUUGUAAUCUAUUAACCAUUUAUUCGCAUUUAGUUUUCAUUUAAGAAUUGAACAUAAUUAUUUUUAUUGUAGCUAUAUAGCAUGUCAGAUUAAAACACUUAGGAUAAACGUUGUGUGACCCUAAGACUAUUUAAAUGUCUUAUGAGAAAAUUGCAUAAAAACAUUUUCUUGUCAUGCGGAUCUAGAAACUUAAAUUUUAUACUGAAUAAGUCUAUUGAAUCCAAACUGCUGAAGGCUAGUAAAAAGUGGCUAACAAUGUUUCAGAAAUUGAUGAUGUAUUACAUUGUAAUUGCUUAGCGCUUCCAAAUUAUUGCUUAGAACAUGUGUUAUACCUUAAAAAAUAGGUUUAUCUAACAAAAUGUUGGUGUUGAAUGGACAGUGUUGUCAGUUGAUGGGUCUUUAGCAUAGCUGCAAGCAGGUUUUUUUUUUUUUUUAUGAAAGCUCAUUAGCAUCUUGUUACUCAAAGGAAAAGAUAGUGAAUAAUAAAUAUUUCUUAUAUAUUAAUAACCCUACUUGUUUACCUCCUCUUUUUUUUAGCACCCUUUAACAGGUUAUUUUUUUCUUCACUGAAUCCUAAACUGAAUUGAAUUUUUAGAUAUGUAUCAAAUACUAUUAAUUCACUAGAUGCAAAAUUGUUUCUGCACACCCAUUUUGCAGAUUUGUGUGGUGUGUAGUAUAGGACUCAUGAUAAAUCAGUGAAUUGCAUUUGUAACAACUGAAUGCCAAAUAUCUUAAACUCAUUAGAAAAAUAACAAAUUAGCUUUUUGGUAUGUACUUAUAAUUGGAAUAAUGGAUCAAAAUAAUAGCUUAUGAUUUCUCCUUACCAAACACCAUCCCCACUAAUAAAAUAACAUUUGUAAGAGUGUGCAUUUUGAGUUAGAUUUUGUUGAUCUUGGAGAAUGUUUGAAAGUUAAAAAUCAAACCUAGUAACCAAAGGACUGAUUUAUGGGUCUUUCCCAUCUUAACCAACUUUUUCUCAAAAACUAGUUGGCCAAGUACAGUGCCUGGUUGUAGUAAGUCUCAGUUUAAAAAAAAAAAAAAGUGGAUUUAAAAAAUAACUCCCAAAGUGAAUAGUCAGAAAUACUGUGUAGGAAACUAUUAUAUAUGCUAGGUUUGUUCUUUUAACAACUAGAGUUUAUUAAGAUGCGUUGUUUUCAUUUUAAUCACUGCCUAAAACACUUUGGGUGGUAUUGAUGGAGUGGUGGAUUUUUCUCCCAAGUAAUUAAUUGAAAUUUGACAUAUCUUUUCAUCCAAAGUUUUGUACAUCAUGUUUUCUAAUGGAAAAAUGUUAAUAUGGCUUUUUGUAUUACUAAAAAUAGCUUUGAGAUUAAGGAAAAAUAAAUAACUCUUGUACAGUUCA
This is a messenger RNA of Lepus europaeus (European hare), 4234 nucleotides long. RefSeq names its product myristoylated alanine rich protein kinase C substrate (gene MARCKS). Gene Ontology annotation, biological process: central nervous system development; actin filament organization. Lineage: Eukaryota; Metazoa; Chordata; Mammalia; Lagomorpha; Leporidae. Gene Ontology annotation, molecular function: calmodulin binding; actin filament binding. The coding region runs from base 438 to 1430 and encodes 330 amino acids. The transcript has 2 exons. Gene Ontology annotation, cellular component: actin filament bundle; plasma membrane; cytoplasm. The record is from RefSeq and is a predicted model, not a curated record.